Molecule: messenger RNA, 3253 nt
Organism: Sinocyclocheilus rhinocerous
Lineage: Eukaryota; Metazoa; Chordata; Actinopteri; Cypriniformes; Cyprinidae
Product: zinc fingers and homeoboxes protein 3-like
Exons: 2
Coding region: 428-2581 (717 amino acids)
Biological process (GO): regulation of transcription by RNA polymerase II
Cellular component (GO): nucleus
Molecular function (GO): DNA binding; DNA-binding transcription factor activity, RNA polymerase II-specific
Source: RefSeq, a predicted model, not a curated record
CCAAACCUCGAGGCACUGACUGGGCUACUGUGCGAUCCGAAGGCGAGGGCGGUCAGCAGGGAAUGACGCUUUUAAUUGCCUUAUUUCUCAAGUAACUACAUCAGAAAAACAAUAAAUAAACCGGUUUGCAUUUGAACUGCCUAUUUUUUAUUUAUUUUUAUUUAUUUUUGUUACUUUUUAUGCAUCUGUGAAGCCAGCACGACAAGCUCUUGUGUUAGCUCGCUGGCUAGCCAGCCUUUGUUCCAUAUUCAGACCAGUGUGGCCAUAAAUUAGGAUUCAGCCUUCAACUCUUGAAAGUUGACUCCGUGUACGAUUAUUUUAUUCAAAUGAAACGCGUUGCCUCCUCGGGAGUAUUGCACACCGAUUUUUUUGCUGGAGAAAUUUAACUGUCUAGUGUCUGUGUUCGCUCGGUCGUGCAUAGGUUGCCAUGGAGCAGUGUGCAGCUCCACAGCUCGAGAGCACAAGUACGCACUCUUCACCUCCAGAUCCAGCGGGAAAGCCUGGGGGAAAUUCCGGGGAGAUUACAGUUAAGGAUGCUUACGAGUGCCGGAUUUGUGGUUAUAAAGCGCGAGACGUUAAAUGUCUCAGUCAGCACCUGCACGCCGCUCACCCUGUCACCAGACUUUCUGACUCGGUGAGGAUCGAGCGAAGUGAUACGUUAGAGGAGGUGCGUGAGGAUGAUGUAGAGACACCCUGCUUAAAUGGUGACCUGGAAAAGAGCAUUGUUAAGGAUAAACCAGACACCACUGAGGGAUCAUCUUCCCUUCAGACUUCCGAAGUCUCAAAUGAGACCUCAUCCUCCAUGGAUCCCAAAGAACAGGAAGAGAAGAUGGACGACUCACCUGCUCCUGAAGAAUCGCAGAGCUCAUCCACCGAGUUACUUCAGGAGAAGUCACCCUGCUCUUUGGGGACUAAGGAGUCCUGCCAAAAGAGGCAAGCGGUCUCCUCUGGCACAUCGACCCACAACCAGGCUAACCGGGUUUGUCUUCCGUUGGUAUCCGAGGGGUUAAAGCUUAUCUGGGUGCGCUCGGAGCAGGUCCACGAGCUGGAUGCCGUGUCAGAUCUCGUAGAAGCAUUUAAUGCAUUCCCAUACCCCACGUCGCAGGAGGCAAGUGCUCUAGCUCGAAAGUGUGCAUUACCAUUGGACCGUGUUAAAGCGUGGUUCAUGAUGCAGCGGGUACGUUACGGAAUCAGCUGGGCUGACGACGACAUUCAAGAGACGCGACGCAAGCUGUGGUGCAUUCAGAAAGGAGCGGUAGCCGAGGAGUGUGUGGAAAUAAACAAUGAGGAGGAUUGUUUAGGACGUGAUGAAUCUCAACAGGUUUUUAUAUCGCCACCUGCGGCAAAUGCCCAUCUAGAUCAGAUAGACCAGCUGCCUAAACCCAGCCAGGCUGUUCCUCAGCACAUCACCAGUGACCAAAACCACUUGCAUUUUAGCCAGAAUAAUGCUUCCCAAUCCAAUAACGGUGUACAGCAGUUGCUCAGCGCUAAUGUUGUGUACAAAAACGGUCUUGGACCUGCAUCCCAAGUUCCUCAAGUUAGUCCCCAGUUCCAAAGUGACAGUAGAAACCUAACGCCUCACAAUACUGGAGUCCAUCUGCUCAAUUCCUAUGGAUGUCCAUCGUACAACCAACACGCCGCCAUGUCGUACCCCGAGCUUCCUGAGCUUUCACAGUCUCUACACAGCUUAUCAGGGAAAAAAUCGAAAGCACAGCUGAUGGCCCUGCGCCACAGUUUUGUACAGAAGUCUUGGCCCUCUGACGGUGAAGUUCAGCAGCUCCAGAAAAUGACUGGACUUAAUCGGCGUGAAAUUCGCAAAUGGUUCGCAGACAGCCGCUACCAGCUUCGCAAGAAUGGCAGGGCAUGGCUAGCCAAGCUUGCAAGGCGAAAUCGGUCUUUGCAGCUGGUGCAACAGAACUCUCACACUGAGCUGGAGAACGAUGUUCUACCUAGUGCUGAUUUUUACGACAACGGUGAGGCUGAUGACACAGAGGCAGGGAUUGAGGUUGAUGUAGAUUUGGCUGACGAUGAGGGACCAGUCAACCAAUCGAAUGAGACCAAGGAGGAAGUAAGUGAUGAAGGUGAGUUUGAUGACGGCAGCGCUACCGUUCAACAAUACUCUGCAGACGCCUCUCCUUCUCCGUCUCCAUCAUUCCUCCGAGGCCGGGUGGAACGGAGCGUGCGACUUCGUAAGAAGACGAGGGAACAGUUGGAAAUUUUGCGGCAAAGCUUCCUUCGCUGCCAGUGGCCCACAAGCGAUGACUACCUGAUACUCCAGCAGAAGACGGGUUUGACGCGGACAGAGAUCAUCCAGUGGUACGGAGACACGCGUUAUCAUGUCAAACACAAUCAGAUGCGCUGGAUGACCUCAGAGGAGAGGGAACGCAUCAUCGCAGUCAUAAUGCAACAGCAGAAAAGGGGUGCGAAUUAUUCAAGGGGGAAAGUCUCAUUUGAGAACAUAGGCUCUGGGUUGAGUUUGGGUGAUUCUACAUUAAUUAACCGAGGCGGAGGGGGCAAAGCCGCAACAUGGAAUGAACUUUUUAGGGGAAGUACCCCAGUUUUGCCUGAGGGUAAACUCUGACCUCAGAAGCAAAGUCAGUUUGCGAUGGCAUUUGUAGCUGUGCAGAUAGGUGGAAACUGAAUUCCACAUCACUGCCAAAGAUGUUACACAAAACCUUUUUUUCUCCUUUAACCUGUCUGGAUAUUUCCAUCCCAGUUUAAUGCUAUGAUCCAGGGCCUUGUAGAACCUCUCACAACAUUGUUAUGCAAUAUGUAUCUCCAAAACUAAGCAUAUUACUUGAAUCAAAAAUAUUUAGCAUUAGAAUAUCUACCUUAAAGUAACUGAAACAAAAUUGUAUAUGGCAAGGCACUGAAUGACUGUACAAUGUAUUUUGUUUUGUAGCUUGUUUUAUCAGAGGUCUAUUCAUUGUGGUUCUCAGUGUGACUCAACAGAGCGAAUGCAUGUGUGUUGCCAUUUUCAUGUUUAAGUUGCACUUCGAGCUUAGAUAUGUAGAUGUUUGCUUUUACAAAGGUCAAUUGUAUUUAAGGUUAUAAACAUAACUGCAAUCUUUUAGAUCCACAGUGUGCUACACAGAUAUGUUUCUUUGAUGGAAACAUUUGUGCUGACAUAAUACUACAAAAUUUAUGUGCUUGAUUUCCUCCCCCCCAAUCAAUCUCACUAUUUGUGAUUUUUAUUAUUAAUAUUAUUAUUUGAAGGCUAAUUCAAAUCUUGAAUAGUCUCGAUAUGGAGUUU